Molecule: messenger RNA, 4110 nt
Organism: Rubroshorea leprosula
Lineage: Eukaryota; Viridiplantae; Streptophyta; Magnoliopsida; Malvales; Dipterocarpaceae
Source: the annotation of a GenBank genome assembly
UAUAUUCACCUACCAAAAACAAUCUCUCUUUUUUUGGCAUCAAUUAUGGACCCUACGCCUACCCUUUAGCAACGGCUCAAUGCUAACGUCUCUCCACCAAAACUCUGUUUCAUAAUCACCAAAAUUUUCUCCCUCUGUUUCCUCUGCAUAUCAGUUUUUCAGUUUCAGCCUCCACCAACCCAAAACAACAUCCAACACCCUAAAUACGGGUGGAACAUUGUCGUCUCCCUCCCCCGAUUCUGCUUCUUCUCUUUUUCUCCCUUUGAUUUUUCCCUUUUCUACCAUAACUCUGCUUUAAUCGGACCGAUUGAGCAAUCUCUCUUCCAACCCCAUUUUGAUUCUGCUCCCAAGGAGAUGGCUUUCCAUUUCCCUGUCCUUGUUCUUCAUUGAUGUUGCUUGUCCUUUACCUUCAGAAUCGUUAAUCAAUGGCUUCUUCUCAGAUUGAGGUUGUUGCUUCCUCCCCUUUCGGGUCCGUUCUCAGGGACCGUAACCGCCGAGACCGCUGUCGGGAAAGUAACGUUAGAGCCGCGCAGGCAGCUUUUGAGAAGAAUCUCAAAGACUUGGUCAGGGAUCAUCUCAACACCUGCAUUUCUAUCUCCGAUCAAAAUUCCGAGAAUCAAAACGCUUGCAUUGAUUCCUGGAUCGCUAAUGGUCACAGAAACACCAACCGUCGAAAUUCCCACAAUCGUAACAGGAGCACCCAAAGGGACGCUCAUGUUGGGCAGUCCCAGUCCCGUAUCAUUGAUCGAUUGGCUGCCAGGCAGGCUCGAGAAAUAGUUUCCACCACUGAGAAACAAGCACAGGAGGCUGAGAUAUUGCUUUCUUCGAAUACAACUGCUGCCUUGACUUCUACGCCACCUCAUUCUAAUGCGUCAUCUCCAACCCGAUCGGAGACUUCCCGUGCUUCAUCUCUUGUUCAGAUAUGGGAGGCACGUCUGAACCGAACAGUGUCAGGAGGCAAUCCUAUGAACUUGAACCAGUGCCAGACCAGCAGGACAAGCUCCGGAUUGAGCUCCCUUGAGAAUUCACCCCCACAUCCCGUUAUGGAACCCUCACCCCCACACCCUGUUAUGGAACCCUCACAAAACUCUGAAUUAUAUGAGUCUACAGACGAACGAAUGGACAUCCAGAGUAACAAUGAGGACAGUUUUCCGGAUUGGGAAUCACAGUCUGAUAGAACGGUACUUAGUGAAGCUCCUUCUUUGAUAAAUGGAGAGAGGGAAAGAGUCAGAGUUGCAGAUAUCAUCAAAAGAUUGAUUAAUGGUAGUGAAGAUGGCAUUGUUCAGGAGCAGGGUAAUAAUGUGAGUGAUCAAUCACCACCUAGGAAGCGCAGGCAUAUUCGAAUACCGGAGAAAGCAGAGCAGGGAGGCUUUGUACAGGUUUUGUGUUCACCCCGGCUAAGAGGCAGACAGGCAUUCCAUGAUUUUCUUAUGCAUAUGGAACGAGAAAGGCAAAAGGAGCUAGAAUCUCUUGCUGAACGCCAAGCAGUCUCCAAAUUCCCACAGCGUGGCCGCAUUCAGUCAAUGCUCCGGUUGAGAUGCCUGCAGCGUGGCCUGGCAAUUUCACUUUCAUCAGGAGCUGAAGAGAAUAGAAACCGUCCCAAAUCAGCAGGAGCUGAAGCCAAAGAGUUACCACAGGGGUCUACCAUCAUGCAACUUAGGGAGAAAUUUAACACAAGCAAAGAGCAUGUCAUGACAGCCCCAAGCCAUGUAGCCUCUGCAAGACACUAUCGCCUGGAGACGGUAAACAGCACCCUACGCUCAGACAUUCCUUCCACUUCCAACCCACCUAGUGAAGAAGGGCAGCCAAGUACAUUGCCAAGGCAGCCUCCUGUUGCUCCAUUGCCUGAAAAAAGUCAUCCUGAUGGAGAUCAGACAACAUUGCCAAAAAGGCAUACAGUGCCCCCUUCAAAUGAAGAGAGUUAUCCUAAAAAAAUGUCUUCGACCAGGCAUCAAAUUAAAUUGCCAGAAUUUCCAGAAAAGCAUUCAGUGGAAAAUAAAAAAGAAUGUGUUGUUGAGCAAAGGAAACCACAUUUACAUGUUGCAUUCCAGACAACCAGCUUGGAGGCUACAAAUCUUGACUCCCAAAAAACAACAGAAGCCUCAACUUCCUUGAAUGGUCAAGAAGAGAAUCAGAUAGCCAGAGAACAAGAUGCUCCAAGCCAGCAGCAUCUCAAUCUUGUCUCACAACCAACUGUAGAAAGAGAAACAGUAGCAUCUUCCGAUGGUCUAGCUUGGAACAAUGAGAUGGCUGAAGAAAGAGAUGCUGAUAACCAGCAGCAUCCCUAUCUUGACUCUCAAGAAAUUGUGGAGACAACAACAUCCUUCAAUGAUUGGGAUGAGAAUGAGAUGGCAGAAGACGAGGAUGACUACUACCAGCAGUAUUUAGUACAAGCAAAUUAUAACUGGUUUAGUGAUAUCACUAGGCCAAGAAGUUACUGGGAGAAUCGCAGGCAAGCAUGGUAUCAGGAGGUGCUUAACACCACUUCAGAAGAUGAGGAGAUACGUCAACUUCUUGAAAGAAGAAGGGUGUCAACUUUUCUUUCAAGUGAUUUCCGAGACAAAAUGGAUCGGCUUGUGUUGUCUCGUGUAGAAAUGCAAGCAAAGCAGGGGGAAAGUCAAGAAGAUGAGCCUGAUGGAGAAGAAAGAUUACAUCAAGUGAUGUCUUACUUAAGGAGACAUUUGCAUGAUUCAGGUAGUCAAGGAGGAGAAGAGAGAGAUGAAGUUGAAGAAGAAGAAGAUGAGGACGAGGAAGAGGACGAGGAUGAGGAGGAAGAAGAGGAACAAGAACAAGAAGGUGGAAGCAUAAUUAGUCACCAAUCUCAUGAAGCCACUGAAUAUUGUGAUCAAUCCUUACCAUCCAUACUGCCUCCACCAUCUCUAUUGAUGUCAUGGGGCUAUCAAGAUGAUAAUGAAACCGGCAAUGAUUCUGAUAGGGUUCCAUCCAGAUCUUCACCUGGCCGUCCGCCAUCACAAGCUCAAUCUUUUCAGGGCAGUCAACUGUCAUCCUCAAAUAGGCCUUCACUGGAAAUGGAACUCAUAUGCGACUUAAGAGGAAACAUGGAGCUACUUCACCGUGAGAUGGCUGAGCUAAGGAAAUCGAUUCUGAGCUGCAUGGAUAUGCAGAUGAAAUUGCAACAGUCCUUUUAUCCGGAGGUUAAGUCAGUUAUUACAGUUGGAGGGCAAGGGAAAAAUCAACCAAAUAGAGCACUCUUGAAGCGUACUUGUUGUAUUUGCUAUGAAGUGCAGGUGGACUCACUUCUGUACAGAUGCGGGCAUAUGUGCACCUGUCUCAAAUGUGCCCAAGAAUUGCAAUGGAGUAGUGGAAAAUGCCCAAUAUGUCGUGCUCCUAUAGUAGAUGUUGUGCGGGCAUAUGUGGAAUCAUAGAAUACCAGUGAACGAGUUCUUGCUCCAGAGGACCGGCUCUGCAUGCAUACAAGUUAACUUCAUGAACCUUUAAUAGGAACGUGGAUACUUAUUAACCAUUCUUUCUAUUUCCUAUUCCGUGCUCUCUAGUUUAUAUACUGCUCAUCUAAUUUAACAGCUUACAUGCUUUCUCUUUAGUACAUAUACUUCUGUAUGUGUUUUUCAGGGAGAAAUUACAUUCAAAGCACCUUAUACUUUUCUUUCAGUUUUUUUUUUUUCCUCUCCUGUGUUGAAUCUUCUGUGCAUUGGCUCAGCUAUGCACUUCCUGUAAAUAGUAUCUCAUGUCACAUUCAAAAAUGAUAUAGUUUUUUUUCUUUAUGAAGUUAUCUGAUUAUUUUGUUUCUAAGGAGACUUGUAUUCUCUCAAUGGUACCUGGAUACAAUCACUAAGCAAGAAUGAUGAAUGGGAAACCAUUAACACUUGAAGAGUUCGAGAUUCAAACAUUAAGUUCUUCACACCUCAGGAUAUGAUGACACAAGCACGUUAAGCAAGGGUUUCUCCUUCUGAUAUGUGUUACUUUGUAUAAUCCAUUUAAUACAAAGGAAUCAGAAGUACUCUUAAGUUUGUAAUAUUCAGCUUCUGCCUUCUGCCCCACAAAAUGAUGAUAAUGAUGGACCAUACACCUGGGUCCUGGUCCAUUGAACACUUAUUGCUUAUUGGGUCCAAAUCAAUACUGAACAUAUAA